Molecule: messenger RNA, 4749 nt
Organism: Scomber scombrus (Atlantic mackerel)
Lineage: Eukaryota; Metazoa; Chordata; Actinopteri; Scombriformes; Scombridae
Product: protein ABHD15
Exons: 3
Coding region: 185-1873 (562 amino acids)
Molecular function (GO): monoacylglycerol lipase activity; short-chain carboxylesterase activity
Source: RefSeq, a predicted model, not a curated record
CAGGAGAAACUGCAAAGGGGGGCAACAAUUGACAUUAGACUCCUAAAUCUUCUUGGAUUUAUUAACAAACUGGGGGCAAAAAGACGGCUUUCAGGAGUUUUUACGAUAUGGGAGUCUGAGGUUAAAAACUUUGCUGUGAAAACAUUGGAUUUGAUGUGAAAGUACAAUCACACUGUAUUCACCAAUGGCAGCCUUUGUAUUGGAUUGCUUGUUCUGUUUGCUCCCGUCUCUGUUACUGUUGGUGCUGUCUCUGGCUCUCCGCUGGCCGAGAGUGAGCUGCUGGACGAGGCUGGCUGUCAGGGCUGCAGGCAGGAGACUCUGGGUCAUCAUCUGCCUGAUCCUGGAGUUGCCGCUAGACAGAAAUACAAGAAAAUGGACCGAGGAAGCCGUAUCACCAGGGACAGACCAGACAUCAGAUAGACCCAGGCUGAUUUGCAAACCCACUGCUCUCGCCAAAUAUCUGCUGCGACAUUGUGGCUCUCUGGCCAGGCCGAGACUGGCCAUCUGGCCCAGAGGAGACCCCCACCUGCAGACUCUGUCCAGCUUGCUGUUUGGACAACGCAGAGACACAUUACGGUUCACUAGAGACCAUCUGUUAGUGAGGGAUGGAGGAACUGUAGCUCUGGACUGGGCUGUGGGGACAAGACUGGGUGAGGUGGUCGGGAGGAAGAGGUGGGAGGGGAGAAAGGAGCAUCAGUCAGGGGGGAAAGCUCUAGGCUGCUUCACCGUAGCACCUCCAGUCCUCCUCCUCAUCCCACAGUCCUGGGGAGGGAUAACACCUCACCUAAAGGCGCUGUGCCAUAUGGCCAUGCGUCAAGGGUUCUAUGUGGUGGUGUUUCACCCUCGAGGUACAGCAGGUUCACCGAUGACCACGGCACGAAUGACUGAGUUCGGAGACCCAGCUGAUCUUGAGCAGGCGAUUGCUUAUAUCCAUAGCUGCCACCCGUCCUCCAUGCUGGUCGCAGUGAGCGAGGGUUCAGGCUCAGGGAUUCUUCUUUCCUACUUGGGGGAGUGUGGAUCAAGUUCUCACCUGAUGGCAGCUGCAACCAUCUCACCUGUACUCCUGGGUCAGCUGUGGUUUGAAACAGCUAUGCCGCCUAUUUAUCGUUCGGGAGCGCUCUUUCACCGGAAACUGCAGCUGAGUAGAUACGGCAGUUCCUUCAGAGCAGUGCUGGAUGUGGAUCGGGCCCUCAGCUGUUCCUCCCUCAGAGACUUUGAGGAGACUCUUUUCUGCUCAUCAGUCCAUCAUAAGUGGACACCUCCCAGACCUCCAAAGGGCUCUGUAAACUCUGGGCUGAGCUCAGGAUCUUCUUCCCCACGGGGUCUGGCACCCUCAGUGGCCUGGGGACUGGGCGAGAGGGCUUCCCCAGCCAAGGACUGGAACAGCUACUGGGAGAGGAAUGAACCACUGAGAGAUGCAGAUGAGGUGGCGGUGCCUGUGCUCUGCAUCUGCAGCCGUGAUGACCCUCUCCUCCCGCCAACCUCCACCUUGCCCCUUCCCCUUUUCCAGAGCAACCCUUAUUUCCUUCUGGUGUUGACAGACGGAGGAGGGCACUGUGGGUUCAGUCUGGAGAGCCGAGAAGAGAGUGAGGGAGGGAGGAUCAGAAAGGAGGAGGUAGAGGAAGGUAACUGGAGUCAUAUCGCAGUUCUGGAGUACUUCAGAGUCAUGGCUGAUUUUCUGAAAGGAGAGGAGAAGGAUGUUCCUACAGGAGAGUAUAGUCAUGCCGGGCAGAGGAGCAGGAUCAGUAACGUGGCCCCACCUCGCAGGAGGAGAGCCGCCAUGAUGAGGAGACCAAGACCUCAGGCGCCUGGACAGACCUUUGUGGAAGCAGAGGAAGAAAACUUCACCUGGAAGAGGUCGUAUACACGCUGAGGGGAAAGAGAAGGUGGAGGAUGAUCUGCAGAGAGACUUCAACAACUUUGGGUUUUUAAUGAGCAACUGUUGGGAGGGAAAAUGAUUCUUCUUUGCUGGGCCAAGAAAAAAACAUACAUAUUCUCAGAAGAUGGCUUCCCUUGUUACAAUAAAUCUUUAAAUGUAUGUUUAACCCUCCUGUUGUCCUCGAGUCAAGGAAGGAAGGGAGGAAGAAGGAAGGAAGGGAGGGAGAAGGAAGGAAGGGAGGGAGAAAGGAAGAAGGAAGGAAGGGAGGAAGAAGGAAAAGAGGGAGGAAGAAGGAAGGAAAAGAGGGAGGAAGGAAGGAACGGAGGAAGAAUGAAGGAAAGGAGGGAGGGAGAAAGGAAAAGAGGAAGGAAGGAAGCUAGGUGGAGGAAAGAAAGAAAGAAGGAGGGAGGGAGGAAGGAAGGACAGAAGGAAGGAGGGAGGAAGGAAGGACAGAAGGAAGGGAGGAAAGAAGGAGGGAGGGAGGAAGGAAGGACAGAAGGAAGGAAGGAAAAAAGGAAAGAAGGAGGGAGGGAGGAAGGAGGGAAAGAAGGAAGGGAGGAAAGAGAGAGGAAGGAAAGAAAGAGAGAAGGAAGGGAGGAAAGAAGGAAGGAAGGAAGGAAGGGAGGAAAGAAGGAACAGUCAGAACAGACGGGGUCAAUUUGACCCGGGAGGACGACACAAAGGUUAAAAAAAGGAAUUCAGUACUAACAAUUAAAGGGAAUUUAACUACUGCUGUAAGAAAACCCCCUGUGCACUGAGUCAAAGAGAGGAUAUACAAACUAAACAAGCUAUUUGGCAUCAAAUACACUUUUUUUUCCUGCUGUAUGAAUUAAAAAUUGGAUCAAAAUACCUCAGGGAUGUUUGACAAACAGUUUAAAGAUUUCAAAAAUAUGUAGGCUGAGGGGUUUCUUUGAUGCACACAUAAAAUCACCACAGGGACGAAGAAAUAUUAAAAUUACUUUAUUACAGAUGAUUCUUUAUCCAGUAGCCCUCUUCCAACAAAAAAUAGUAAUUACAAACAAAAUAUUACAUUUAUCCCCUAAACUUUGUUUCUGAAUUUCUUUUAUACAUUUUAAAUCACUUGUUCAUCUGUAAGGAAUAGCUUUUUCUCUUCUGCUAUGCGACAUUCAGCUUUUUGCACAAUCUAUACAAUUUAAUACAGUUUAAUACAGGUCUCUGGACCAGGGAGAAAAAACAGCAAGACCCACCAAAUGACAGGAGAGAUAAAAGGAAUACUGAUAAACAGACUGUACAGAGACGUAACCCUGCCUCCCGCUUACUGUCAGCCAAUGGCAGCCGUCCCUCAGCACACCGAGAGGGAUCACAGUAGACUCUUUAAUCUGGUCAAUCACUUGUGCAAUCAGUGCAAAUGAUCCAGUUCAGUGACCAAUGUCUAAAGCUAGACUCUGCCCCGACUGCCUCGCAAAAACACCUGGGGGGGGGGGGUUUCUAGUAAACACAAGAGAUGGACUAAAAAUCUGCCACUCGUUUGGCCCUCUGCAGACGUCAUUUGGAAAAUAAAAUGACCCUUUCUGGCAUUAAAGGAAAUAAAACAUUAGAGAAUUGGAAAAAUGGUGGAUAAAAGAUGUUGGGUACAGAGAAAUGAGAUCACAAUAUUCUGUCUGGGGUUUUUUUCUUCUUCAGAACAGAGCCAAUGAAAAACUAUUCUGAAUGGCGGGUGGCAAGAUUUAUAAAAAAAAGAAAAGAAAAAAAAGGCAAAUACUUAAGUGCAGAGUAAAACAUAUUUUUGUGUGUGUGACCAAAACAAAAGAGGGUUCACCCCAGAAAACCUCUGAGUAACCUUUUGUAGAUCAAUGAUACAUUUUCAGUCUUGUGCAAGAAUUUUGAGUCAAUAUCUGGUUGUGAAAUAAACUAAAUAUCGUUCUUACAGCCAAAUAUUUCAGAAUUCAGCAACUUUUCUGAUUUUCUACAUCUUUAAAAAAGACAAUUCUUUCUUUUUCUAAGUUAUUAUAACCUUGACUUUAGGCCCGAGUCUUCUAAAAACCAUGAAAAACCUAAAUGCACAGACUGAAUCUUCUACAAUGGGUAUCAUAAUGUCAGUAAAAUAUAGCCAAUGCUAAAAGCAAAGGCUAAACCUAUCUAGAUUUCAAAUUAUGUGCAAAAUCAUUCUUAUUCAGCAUUAAAACAAAAAUGUUGCCAUUUGCUCGAGGGCAAUCUGACCUAGAGUUGUGUUAUCUUUCACAACAGUUGCAAGUUGCAAGUUACGAGAGUGAAAAGCCAGCGUCUGUAAAUCAAAACGUUCAUUUGAAACGCUGAUGCGCUGGUCUAAAAACCACGUCACUGUGUUCGCAUCACGACAAGUUAAUUUGUCUUUGUUUUGUCAAUUAGAUUUCCAUAUUUUCUAAUUCAAAAUAUACAAUAUUAACAGAGUUCCUGUACAUUCCACCUCUGAAAAAUCAUAAUGCAUAAACUCUGCAUUUCACUAUAAGACUUCCACCUCUAUCUCUAUAAUCAUUUUUUUAAUAGAUUUAUAUAAUAAUACAUAUAUUGGUAUAUAUAGAUGUUCUUCUUUUCUUUCACUUGGUUGAAGAGCUCUUCCCAAAUAGAUCAGGGGAGGAGGGCUGAGACCACACCGAGGCUCAGGAGGGGAGGAAACGGCGGUGGAAGGGAAGCGGGGGAGAUCGGUGGUCAGAACAACGACACUGGGGUCACGAGGGGUGAGACAGAGCGGGGUGUCGGACCAGGGAAGGUUGCAGGGGCAUGGCAGCGGGGAUCACAGCAUCACCACCCAUCCACCCACCGAGACAUUCAGCAGUCACCAACCAGCAGAGGGGCUUGUGAAGCUCCUCCUCACGCUGCGUGUUCAUUCACUUUGACUCUAGACACUUUAAAAAGAUCUUUUUUUUUUU